AUGUCGUAUGAAUUUCUACCAUUAACUUCAGAACAAAUUCAAGAAUUACUGGAAAUUAUAAAUCAGCUAAGGCAACUUAAUCAAGUAUCACCCAUUAAUUUUGGAGGAUUGCAGAAAAUUCAGGAUAAGCUAAGCCUAGAAUGUCAAGUAUCAAUCAAUAUUUUUGAAGAAUUUCGGGGAAUUCUAACUCUACAAAGCCAAUAUAAUCAGGCACCACCCAGGUCUUGUGAAGAAUUUCCGCAGCCAUUCCAGCCAAAUACACUAUACAGCAGCUCUUUGAACCAUAAUGGUACACUCUUAAACAAUAACAUUCAAGAUCCCGAUGACUGUGUUGGCUUCGAUACUUAUACUAAUCAACAAGACUCAACUAAACCUAUGAAGCAAAAUAAAGCAUUUUCAUGUAAAUGGGAAAAUAAUGAAACCGAGUGCUUACUUACAUAUUUGAAAGGAAAUAAAGAAAAGGAUGAAAAAAACUUAACGUAUAAGUCAGAAAUUGAAGAAAUUCUUG
Molecule: messenger RNA, 508 nt
Organism: Funneliformis caledonium
Lineage: Eukaryota; Fungi; Glomeromycota; Glomeromycetes; Glomerales; Glomeraceae
Source: the annotation of a GenBank genome assembly